AUGGACGGCUUCUAUCCGUACUCAUAUGGCACCUUUGCCUGGCUGGCACUCCAGGGCACCGCUCUCCUAUUCACUCCGAAGCUCAUAAUAACUACGCUGGUUGAUGAGACCCGGCAGCCUACACCACUUGAGAUAUACUUUGCUAGAAGCUGCGGAAUAGGUCAGGUAUCGCUAGGCUUGAUAUUUCUGAUCCUGACUGGCGCACUACCACUCGCUUCUUCGUACUCGAUCACUGCCGACGAGUCCGACCCCAAAAAGGAAUAUGCUUUCCCGAUACUCCUGAUCAGCUCUGGUUUUCAUGCAGUGGUAGCUGGCUAUACGUACUCAUGGUAUUCUGGCACGGGACAGAUGGGCUUCGCAGCCGGGAUGCUGGCGUCAGGCUUUUUGGCUGCCAUGGGACUCUGGUGCAUGCUGUUUGCCGGGUCGAGCAGGAUCAGUAAGAGGACUGGUGCUGACAAAAGGACGUCUGGGUUCCCAUUCAAGAACGUAGAGGCGGAUAAAAGGAAGAAGAGAUGA
This is a messenger RNA of Trichophyton rubrum CBS 118892, 516 nucleotides long. RefSeq lists its product as uncharacterized. The transcript is spliced from 3 exons. The record is from RefSeq and is a predicted model, not a curated record. The coding region runs from base 1 to 516 and encodes 171 amino acids. NCBI's taxonomy places the organism in Eukaryota, Fungi, Ascomycota, Eurotiomycetes, Onygenales, Arthrodermataceae.